Erigeron canadensis is the source of this 1304-nucleotide messenger RNA. RefSeq lists its product as uncharacterized. The transcript has 14 exons. The coding region runs from base 201 to 1229 and encodes 342 amino acids. The record is from RefSeq and is a predicted model, not a curated record. Lineage: Eukaryota; Viridiplantae; Streptophyta; Magnoliopsida; Asterales; Asteraceae.
CAAUUCGGGCAUCAUCAGCUAGGGUUUUAAUUUCGCCUCAUUCAACAUACAUAGCGCCCAAAUUAUAUUCACUAAUUUAUUUGUUAUUGACAAUUAAUUAAUAAUAAUAAAUAGCUAUUAGACUUCAGUGUUUUUGUGAAUAAUAAUUGUGGUAGGAAGAUUAAUGCAAGUAAAAUUUAUUUGAUCUGAUUGAUCCUGCGAUGGCUCUUACUUUCGGUAAAAUUACACUCAUAAUCGGUGCAGGCAUCGUUGGUUCGGUUCUUAUUAGGGAAGGUCGUAUGCCCGGUGUGGUGGAUGUAUUAUCUGUUGCUUCUGAUGUUGUGACAGGUGCUUCUAAGGUACUUAAAUUAGUUAAAACCGAUGGGGUACCUACUUCAAGUACUCGAAGACCAGUGAACGACUCAUUAUUGUCACAGGUCACCAACCUAAGGCAGGAGCUGCAACUUCUCACAUCAAAUAGACCUGUCACCAUUGUGACUACCAGUCGUUCAGGAGCUACUAGAAAAUUUACUACUAUUAUCAUUGUUGUUGUCGCUGGAUAUGGAUAUGUUUGUUGGAAGGGUUGGACACUUCCUAGUAUGAUGUUUGCAACAAAACGUAGUUUGGCUGAUGCAACAGAUGCUGUAGCUAGACAACUUGAAAGUGUUUACUCGUCACUUUCAGAUGCCAGGAUGAGUCUAUCUUCUAGGAUUGAUCAGGUUGACAGUUAUGUGGCCAAGCUUAGAGAAACUUCUUUAGCUACAGAACAGGAGGUUUCUGAAUUAAGUCAAAGAUCAUCAGCGACUGCUAAGAACCUUCAUUCUGUACAUAACGCUGUUUUCACACUGGAGAGUAGGUUGAAUAGAAUUGAAUCAGUCCAGGACGAUACAAACAUAGGAGUGGGGAGGUUACUACGUAGUUCCAUAUCAUUGGAAAAUCAGGGAAACCCUUUCAGUUCUUCAAGGCCAGCUCUUGGAAUGCCACAAAGGGCUACAUUCUUGCAACCAGUACAAAUAGAGGAGUUACAACCCACCCCUCCAGUCUCUCCCAAAGCUAGACUAUCUUUAGAAACCUCUGUCUCUGCCUCUGGCUUGAGGGUUCCUCAUGAGAACCCAGAUAUGCCUGAAACUAGAAACACUCAAAGGGCAUCAAAUGGGUUUAACUUUACAGAAGAGGGAAGCUCAAAUUCUGGUGUCUUUGGACGAACAUUUUCUGGUAUUAGUACUGUUUUCUCAAGGUACCGCCCUUGAAAUGCACACAUUGAUGACGUAUAUGAAGUGUAUGUUUUUUAUUCACUUUUCCAAAUUGGAAUAUAUAUUCUUGUA